AUGAUUCAGAAUUUCGAGUAUACCUCGAGUCAUAUUGAUGAAUAUUUAGAACAAGAAAAUCUUUUUAAUGUAUUCGAUGAAGAUGAUUUAAAAACAAUACUUAAAUCUGCAAAAUUAACUCCAAAUUCAUACAAUUCUCUUCUUAAACAAGGAAAUAAUGCUAUUGGAGCAACAAAAUUAUACAAAUGCGCUCGAAAUGUGAUUGUUAACAUGAAUGAUUAUCAAGAUGCCGUUUCUGUUUUAGAUUUGAUGAAACGUUAUCUAAAAAUUCAACUAUUAGAUAAUGUUAUUGAAAUACUUAAUCAACAUGAUAAACAUUACCAGGAUUUACUCAAUUCAGUUCUCCAACAAAAUGAAACAAAUCUCCAAAAAAUUUCAAAACUUGAACAAGCAAAUGAACGUUUACUCAAAGAAAUAGAAGAAAAAGAAGCAGAAAAAUCUCUUACUAGUAAUCAAGAGAAAAAAAUUCUCUCAAAAAUUAAUGAAUUCAAAGCAUCGGACGAUUUUGAAAGUAUUUACGCAUUUUUUGAUGAUCUUUCUAAACAAAAUAACAACAAGAUGAUCAAAAAAGCAUGUGAUGAGGGACUUUUAGAUAAAAAUGGUCAAAAGGAUAGAAAUAUAUUACAGCAAUCAGCAUUUAGAGGAAAUGUUGGACUUGUUAAAUCUCUUAUUCAAAGUGGAUGUGACAAAGAAUCAAGGACAGUGAAAGGAAAUUCAUUACUAUUUUUGGCAUCGAUGAAAGGACAUCUAGAGUUAGCGAAAUAUCUUGUAUCUAUUGGAGCUAAUAUAGAAUCAAAGAAUAAUAUUGGUGAUACACCCCUUAUUUCGGCAUCAAUAAAUAAUGAAGUUGAGUUAGUAAAAUAUCUUAUAUCGGCAGGUGCAAACAUUGAAACAAAAAAUAACAAAGGUAGUACAGCACUCAUUCGAGCAUCAGGAUAUAAUAGAAUUCAAGUAGUCCAAUAUCUUGUAUCUGUUGGAGCGAACAUAGAAGCGAAAACAGUAGAAGGAAAUACAGCUCUUCUGUGGGCAUCGAUUGAAGGUAAUAUUGAAGUUGUAAAAUACCUUAUCUCUAUUGGAGCUAAUAAAGAAAUCACUAAUAAUAAUGGAAGCACUCCGUUAUCAAGUGCAAAAAAAUAUGGUCAUAAUGACAUUGUUAAUUAUCUCCAAACAAUUUGA
Molecule: messenger RNA, 1176 nt
Organism: Trichomonas vaginalis G3
Lineage: Eukaryota; Parabasalia; Trichomonadida; Trichomonadidae
Product: protein ubiquitination
Exons: 1
Coding region: 1-1176 (391 amino acids)
Molecular function (GO): protein binding
Source: RefSeq, a predicted model, not a curated record